This is a messenger RNA of Mycena indigotica, 903 nucleotides long. Its product is annotated as Ankyrin repeat domain-containing protein 50. Lineage: Eukaryota; Fungi; Basidiomycota; Agaricomycetes; Agaricales; Mycenaceae. The record is from RefSeq and is a predicted model, not a curated record. The transcript has a single exon. The coding region runs from base 1 to 903 and encodes 300 amino acids. Gene Ontology annotation, molecular function: protein binding.
AUGUCGCUCUCGUCUCUCAGUUCGCUGGCCCAAACAUGCAACCACCUCCGCAACAUCCUCCAGCCGGAGCUCGACGCUGCGCUGACGCCUGAGGUCGCCAGAGAGGUGCUGCUCAGUGCUUCCAGGGCCGGAAAGGUCGAGGCCGUCGCAAAACUCCUCGCCCCACCAUACUACACCAACCCGAAUAGAUAUCCCCGCGGCUGGUGCACGCCGCUCCAUGCUGCGGCAGAGGGCGGGCACGUGGCCGUCGUGAUGCUUCUGCUCGCUGCGAAGGCGGACGUGACGCGUACAUGCUACGACGAAAUGCAGCCUUGGCACCUUGCGGUCCUCAAUGGCCAUGUGACCGUAGCAAGACUGUUCCUCGACCGUGGAGCGGAUCCAAAUAUGUCCUAUGGCGAGUGGGCCAGGCGAUCCUUCUGUGAUGCCGCUCACAAAGGAACCAUCGCGAUGGUCGAGACUCUGCUCGAAUAUAAUGCAGAUCUAGAACAACGCGAUGUACAUGGGACCCCGCUGGGCCAUGCGGUGGACAGACGUGAUUUGGGGAUGAUUGCGUAUUUGUUGGGGCGGGGGGCGGAGGUGGAUGCGGAAAUGCCGCUCUAUCCUGGGGCAAUGUGUGGUGGCACCUUGGCGGCGCCGUUUGAUGCGACACCACUGUACGUUGUGUUGGCGUUGAAGCAUCCGAAUGGAGACGGGGAAAAGAGAGGCAUGAGGGCGAGGAGAGCACCAGAAGAGGGAAGGGAAGAAAUUAUGCGAUUGUUGUUGAUGUAUGGAGCGGAUAAGGGACGAGCGAUGGCGACGGUGAAGGAGUAUUUGACUCAGUUGGCAGAUGCAGAAGGUAUUUCGGAGGAAGCGUUAUUAGAGAAGGUUAACGGUAUAUUUGCCAGUGUAGAGCAGUCCAAGUAA